Molecule: messenger RNA, 435 nt
Organism: Clunio marinus
Lineage: Eukaryota; Metazoa; Arthropoda; Insecta; Diptera; Chironomidae
Source: the annotation of a GenBank genome assembly
AUGCAAUUCACAGCAUUAGAACAUUCAUUAAUUGUAUCACAACAAUUAUGUUCUAAUAUGCACACUCAACAGAGACUCGUUCAGAAGCUUAUAACGUUUUGUGUCGGCCUUCCGAAAGGGCAAUUUAUAAUAGCAAAAUUGCCUCUUGAUGUACAAGUCUCGAGGAUGACAAGAGCUCAUUCAGUGAACAAUGGAUUUGCUUUUAGCGCAAGAGACAAGCAUUUUCCUGGACCACUUCAAAAUUGUUUUAUUGUGGGGGUGUUUUCACAACAACAACAACAACAGCGAAACAAGCCACGAGUCAAAGACUUUCUGAUGCGUCAAGCUGUUCGAUACAAAUUUGAGGCAAGCAUAAUAAUUGUGCAUAUGUUUUAUCAAGUCACCAUGAAAUCUCAAAUGUGCAACAUAAAAUAUAACUCGAGAACAAGAAAAUAA